Molecule: messenger RNA, 2389 nt
Organism: Cynoglossus semilaevis (tongue sole)
Lineage: Eukaryota; Metazoa; Chordata; Actinopteri; Pleuronectiformes; Cynoglossidae
Product: cyclic nucleotide-gated cation channel-like
Exons: 10
Coding region: 1-2016 (671 amino acids)
Biological process (GO): monoatomic cation transmembrane transport
Cellular component (GO): plasma membrane; intracellular cyclic nucleotide activated cation channel complex
Molecular function (GO): intracellularly cAMP-activated cation channel activity; protein-containing complex binding; cGMP binding
Source: RefSeq, a predicted model, not a curated record
AUGGCAGCUCCAGUGCAGGAUUCACACAGACUCUCUGUGAAAACAUGGACGGAAGAAGAAAGUGACAGAGCUGACAGUAAACUGAGCAGAGGACAGUCCUUGUGUGACGACACGUCUUUGGAGCUGCAGAGGGUGGCAGCCAAUGACAGGAGAGAGCUCAGGUCACAUGGAGCUCUGUCCAGGAUAGUGAGUCUGGUGAUAAACCUAAGGGACUGGGCCCAGAAGAGUCUGGUCGAGGAGGUGGAGCGUCCGGAUUCCUUUUUAGAGCGUUUCCGAGGCCCCGCCCACCUGGACUUACGGGCCGCCCCCAGCAGAUUCAGCAACAACCACGCCGGCUCUGAUGUCGAUAAUGGAAUCAGACGAACCAGACGCACCAGAAAACAAAGUUCUGCCCUGGUUCUAUCUCCAUCUGACGAUGUGUACUACUACUGGCUGGUACUCAUCAGUACUGCAGUAUUUUAUAACUGGACCCUGCUGGUUGUCAGGUCCUGUUUUGAGGACCUUCAGAUGAACAACGUUCAGGUGUGGCUGGUCCUGGACUACAUCUGUGACGGGGUCUACAUCCUGGACAUCGCCGUCCGUCUUCACACAGGUUUCUUGGACCAGGGUCUGAUGGUGAAGGACGUGCGGCGAUUGAGGGAAACCUACCUUCGGACGGUGCAGUGUAAACUGGACAUCUGCUCCGUCCUUCCCACCGACCUGCUCUACCUCACCGUGGGAGUGGGCUACACCGCCCUUCUUCGCUUCAACCGUCUGCUGCGUCUGCCCCGUCUUUUUGAGUUCUUUGAGCGUACGGAAACACGAACGGGCUACCCCAACGCCUUCCGCAUCUGUAAGCUGGUUCUCUACAUCCUGGUCAUCAUCCACUGGAACGCCUGUGGCUACUACAGCUUCUCCAAGGUCCUGGGUCUGGGCUCCGACCCCUGGGUUUAUCCCAAUGCUUCAGACCCAGAGUUUGGCUCCCUGACUAGACGUUACGUCUACUGUCUGUACUGGUCCACGCUGACCUUGACCACCAUUGGAGAAACACCUCCUCCUGUCAGAGACGAGGAGUACCUCUUCCUCAUAUUUGAUUUUCUGGUCGGCGUUCUGAUUUUUGCCUCCAUCGUCGGUAACGUUGGCGCCAUGAUUUCAAACAUGAACGCCACGAGAACCGCCUUCCAGAGCCGCGUCGAUGCGCUGAAACACUACAUGCACUUCAGACACGUCAGCAAAACCCUGGAGCAACGUGUCAUCCACUGGUACGACUACCUCUGGACCAAUCAGAAGACCAUCGAUGAACAGGAAGUGCUGAAGAGCCUGCCCACCAAACUGAGAGCCGAGAUCGCCAUUAACGUUCACCUGGAAACACUGAAGAAGGUGUGUAUCUUCCAGGAUUGUGAAGCUAGCCUUCUGGUGGAGUUGGUGCUCAAACUAAGGCCCCAGGUUUUCAGCCCUGGAGACUACAUCUGUAGAAAGGGCGACGUGGGAAAGGAGAUGUACAUCAUUAAAGAUGGCCGCCUGGCUGUGGUGGGCGAGGACGGCGUCACCCAGUUUGCUGUGCUGACGGCAGGAAGCUGCUUCGGUGAAAUCAGCAUCCUGAACAUCAGUGGCAGUAAGAUGGGCAACAGGCGCACGGCUAACAUCCGCAGCCUGGGCUACUCCGACCUGUUCUGUCUGUCCAAACACGACCUGAUGGAGGCGCUGCAGGAGUUCCCCUACGCCAGGGCCCAGCUGGAGCAGAGGGGGCGGGACAUCCUGCAGAAGGAGGGGCUUCUUGAGGACAUGAACGUGUCUGCAGGGGAGGAGCUGGAGGGAAAAGUGGAGCGGCUGGAAACCAGUCUGGACCGGUUACAAACCUGCCUGGCCCGUUUACAGAGUGAGUUCAACUCCUCCCAGCUGAGGCUGAAGCGGCGAAUCACUGCACUGGAGCACAGCGUCACCACGGCGACCACGGGCAGCGGCUUCUUAUCAGACGCCGAUGGAAACGAAACGACUGUUGAUUUUACACACAGUGAAGUCAACAUCCGGCUGUGACGGACAAACAACAGUCAGAAGUACAGUCUCACCCCACACACCCAACCGCCGACACAGCCUAGACCUGAGCCAAAGGUCAAAGGUCAAAGACGGCUGCUCUUUCUUUUUGAUUUCAACAAAAAUCGUUUCCAACACCACAAUAUGACAUGAUGUUUUAUCGCCCCCUGCUGUCCCUAACCUGUCUACAGUAUCAAAUUAUGCUUGGGCUCCCUCUUGUGGUACGUAACAUAAUCUGAUUCCUUUUAGGAGCUGUUCUCUCUGUCUCUGUGGUUUCAGGAGAAUUGAAGUACUAGUUGUACUAGUUGUACUAGUUGUACUAGUUGUACUAGUUGUAGUACUACUUCUAGUUGUACUAGUUGUACUAGUUGUACUA